Molecule: messenger RNA, 3032 nt
Organism: Cottoperca gobio
Lineage: Eukaryota; Metazoa; Chordata; Actinopteri; Perciformes; Bovichtidae
Product: interleukin-18 receptor accessory protein-like
Biological process (GO): interleukin-18-mediated signaling pathway
Molecular function (GO): interleukin-18 receptor activity
Source: RefSeq, a predicted model, not a curated record
GGAGCAAACAAACAAUUCCGAUGAGAAAAUACCAAGAACUCCAGAUGUGGUAAUACACAGAAAACGUGUUCCAAUGUAAAGACGACUGAAAUCAUUAGCGUCAUGACUGAAAUCUACAAGUAAUGUUAACAGAUUAAGAGAGACAGGAUGCAAACUCCAUACAUUCUGGGUUUUUUAAUCUUUCCCAUCUUCUUGGAGGGAUGCUGCGUGAGAAACCGUCAAGCCAAAAGAACAGGUCUUCAGCUGGAUACUCUACACCGGCACUACAGAGCUGUGGAGGGGGAAAUCUUUAUGAUGCCGUGCACAGCAUCUGUGAACCAGCACAGCCCGAUGGUGUGGUCCAGGACUGGAGAAGGCAGAGAAGGAAAUGAAGGCACAUCCAUCGCCUGUGGGAUGCAGUUCCGAGCAGAAGCCAAACAUUCUGGAAAGUACACAUGCAGAUCGUUGCUGUCCAGUGGCAGCUGGUUGUUCUUGUCCCUACAGGUGGUUGAGAGAAACAGUGUGCGAUGCCAGCAGGAGGAGAGCAGUGUAAAGCUGACGGUGUAUAUAGGUGGGCACAUCCCCUGCCCAGGUUUCAACUGUAGUAACAACACAGAUAUCAUCUGGUACAAGGGUAAUGAAGCUAUGUCAGAGCAAUAUCGAGAGUUCUGUCUGAAGAGGAAUGGGGGGUUAUAUCUCUGCAAAGUCAAAGAGUAUGAUACUGAGGUAUUUUUCUGUGAUAGACAAAUAAUCGAACAAGGAGUCAUAUGGACCUUCAGGAGGGCUGUUAACGUCAUAGCCAUACCUGAAAAAGCAAGUUACUCUCCCAGGAUUACUUAUCCCCAAAGCAACACGACAGAAGAAGUGGAGCUUGGUCAAAGUCACAAUUUGAAGUGUAAGGUAUAUUUUCCUGUUGAGAGAAAGCUUUUGGUGCAGUGGUACAUGAAUCACGGGGGCAACAUGGAGAAUAUGACUCCACUACACAUGGAGAGUCCACAACAGGUGGAUGUGAAAUUUACAGAGUCCGAGGUCAUACGAAGCGCUAUCAUAGAAGAGGUGACUCCACAACACUUGAAGCACACAUAUACCUGUAUCGCCAACAAUACUGUUGGAAACAGCAGUGUCACCAUCAGGCUCAAGGAGAAAGUUAAAGUAAAAUGGCCAUCGCUGGUUGGGUACCCCAUUGUGUCUUUGCUGCUGGUAGCUGGACUAGGAAUCGUUUUGCAUGUGAAAUGGCUGGAAAUACAGCUUAUCUACAGAUCCCACUUCCAAUAUGGAAAACAUGAUGGAGAUGAGAAAGAGUUCGAUGUGUUUCUGUCGUAUGUAUGGAGCCCUCCAUCAGCAGAGGUGGAGGGAUUGUUGACCCUUUUCUCCAAGAAAGGACCUGACACAGAUAUGGAAGCAUGUUUAUCCAGCAUGGACCAGCUGAACACUGAGGAGGGUAAAUCUAGACUAGAAGCUCUGCUACCCCAAGUGUUAGAGGACCAGUGGGGGUAUCGCCUCUGUCUGCUGGAGAGGGAUGUGCUUCCUGGAGGAGCAUAUACAGAUGAUGUGGUCGUUUCAAUACAGAGAAGCCAAAUGCUUAUCUGUCUCCUGUCAGCUGACUACCUCUCCAACAGCAAUGCUGUGUUUGUGCUGGAGUCGGGAGUCCAGGCUUUGCUGCAAACCUCUACCCUCAAACUCCAGCUCAUAUGGACCAGUAGAGCCUCAGCAUCCCUCACCCAGCCGGACCCCCCCCUCCCCACACUGGUCCAAAGGGCCUUGAGGGUGCUCCCCAGUCUGGAUUGGACCUCAGGCAAACCUGCUAAAGCCACCAGCAGUUUCUGGAAGUCUCUGAGGAAGGCCAUGCCCGAUCAGAGAGUGAAGCCGGCUUCCUUCCAUCCAGGACCGAUGAACAGACUGUGACCAAAAACAUUUUUUCCAACAUGAUGUACAGCGUAUUUAUUUUUACAAUGCAACUUGUAUUACUGCAUUCUGCAUCAUGAAACGGUUCGUAGGUCAGUGCAAGACAUGAAUGAAGAAAUGUGUCGAGGUAAUUUCCAAAAUGGUAGGGAUGCCAAAUAAUUUAGUCUCAUUUUUAAAUGUGGGGGGAAAAGUGAGUCACCCUUUAUGCCCCUCUCACGUCACAUAGUGGUGUGCACUCUGAUCUUUAAUUUCCAUCUGAGCAUAAAAAAUUAUAAAUAUACAGAUGAGAGAUUUCUACUAGUACAUAAAUUAACAAAAAAUACCCCAAAAAAUUGGAUAUUCUUAACAAUUUACCUUCAAAUAUUACCGUUUAUAUGGCUGUUUGUAUAGAUUUAAGUACAGAACUUGCUGGGAGUUGUAGUUCAUGUAUCGUCUCAGCAGACAUGUCAGCGAUAAACAUUUCACACAAUACAGAUCAUUCAAAAUGUUUAUUUGACUGACUUUUAAAUAUGUAUUCAAGAGAGUUCUCAACAGUGGAUAUUAAUGUGAUUCAUUUGGGCAAGCACAACAGGCAGGCAACCCUCAGUGGAGUUUAUGUUUCUGGUCAUGGGGAUUUUCCAAAAAGUGUCAGGCACUGAGGUACCACAUUUAUCUGAACUGAAAGGACUGGGGUAAUAUUUCUGAUGUGAAAGUGGUGACGGAAAGUGUUUUUAAAAGUACCUAGUCAUUGCUAACUUGCAUUUUAACCCCUCGGAAAUAAUGUAUUAUGUGUGUUACCAGCUCCCUGGUAUCCAUGUGAAGGCUGUCUUCACAGUUGUCAACUAAAAACACAUUAGCAGUCCUUCCAUUGUGAAAAUAAAAAAAGUUCACAGCCACAUUUUUUUGCCAGAUUCAGUGAAGCAGACAGAAAUAGAGUAUUGACUAAGCAAAACAAGAAAUACUGGCACAAAGCUCAAACCAACAUAAAACAAAACAAACCAACUGCCUAUGAGGUGGCACAGCUGGUGAGAACAAAGGGUUGUACAUUGAGGUUGAGAACUGAACGAAAGAAAACAAUCCAUCUGCACGUCUAGUCUAUGCCGCGUGCGCACACACACACACACACACACACACACACACACACACACACACACACACACACACACACA